UUUGUCCAAUCGCAGCCACUCUUCUGUCGCACUGUCGAUGAGCUCGGCGGCUGCAGAGGGCGUCUUUGGAAGUCGCAUUCUUGCGCAGGCGCAGGCGCAGCCUCUGCGUGGGUCUUCUUCCUCCCUGCCUGCCGCUCGGGCUCUCGCUGCUGCUCCGCGGUAGUCAUCAUGGCGCUGCUGCUGGGCGAGAUGGUGGCGGCGGCUGCGGCUCCUGCCGGCGGCGGCGGCGGCGGGGGGAGCCGCUUGAGGCGGCAGCUGGAGUCGAGCAGCUACGCGGCCGAGGAGUACGUGAAGGUGCUGUCGCAGCAGUCGGACGGCGACCGGGACCUGCAGGAGCACCGGCAGCGCAUCCAGGCGCUGAGCGAGGAGACGGCGCAGAGCCUCAAGCGCAACGUCUACCAGAACUACCGGCAGUUCAUCGAGACGGCCCGCGAGAUCAGCUACCUGGAGAGCGAGAUGUACCAGCUGAGCCACAUCCUCACCGAGCAGAAGGGCAUCCUGGAGACCGUCACCCAGGCCCUCCAGCUGCAGCAGCAGCACCAGGCCGGCGCCGCCGCCGCCGCCGAUGAGCCGGCCCUGCUGGGGGGCGCCCGCGGCCGGGCUGCCGCCGCCACCGCCGACCCCUUCCUGCUGCCCCUCUCGGCCAGGGACGCCGCCGCCGCCGCCGCCCAGGAGGAGGGCGGCCAGCGGAGCCUCACCACGCUGCUGGAGAAGGUGGAGGGCUGCCGCGACCUGCUGCCCGAGAGCCCUGGCAAGUACCUGGUCUACAACGGGGACCUGGUGGAGUACGACGCCGACCACAUGGGGCAGGUGCAGCGGGUGCACGCCUUCCUGCUGAACGACUGCCUGCUGGUGGCCGCCUGGCUGCCCAACCGGCGGGGCGCCUACCGCUACGACGCCCUCUACCCGCUCGACGGGCUGGCCGUGGUCAACGUGAAGGACAACCCGCCCAUGAAGGACAUGUUCAAGCUGCUCAUGUUCCCCGAGAGCCGCAUCUUCCAGGCCGAGAACGCCAAGAUCAAGAAGGAGUGGCUGGAAGUGCUGGAGGAGACCAAGCGCGGCAGCCGCCUGCUCAGCGAGAAGCGGCGGCUGCGGGAGCAGGAGCAGGCGCCCCCCGCCGCGCCCCCUCUUCCUCGGGCGGAGGCGGCGGCCCGCAAUCCUUUCGAGGAGGAGGACGAGGAGGAGCCCGCCGGCCCGGAGGCGGCUGGCGGGGUGGAGGUGGACCUCUCCCUCGAGUGGAUCCAGGAGCUCCCCGAAGACCUGGACGUCUGCAUCGCUCAGAGGGACUUCGAAGGGGCCGUGGACUUGCUGGCGAAGCUGAACGAGUAUCUGGCCGAGCAGCCGGCGACUGCGCCCGUCAAGGAGCUGCGCGCCAAGGUGGAGGGCCGCGUCCGGCAGCUCACCGAGGUGCUGGUGUUCGAGCUGAGCCCCGAUCGGUCCCUUCGCGGCGGGCCCAGAGCCACCCGCCGGGCGGUGUCUCAGCUCAUUCGCCUGGGCCAGUCGACCAAGGCGUGCGAGCUGUUCCUGCGCAACCGGGAAGCCGCCGUGCGCACAGCCACCCGCCAGCUGCGCAUCGAGGGCGCCACUCUGCUGUACAUCCACAAGCUCUGCCACGUCUUCUUCACCAGCCUGCUGGAGACGGCCCGCGAGUUUGAGACGGACUUCGCGGGCCACAGUGGCUGCUACUCCGCCUUCGUGGUCUGGGCCCGGACGGCGCUGCAGAUGUUCGUCGAUGCCUUCAGCAAGCAGGUCUUUGACAGCAAGGAGAGCUUGUCUACUGCUGCCGAGUGUGUAAAGGUGGCAAAGGAACACUGCAAGCAGCUCAGCGAGAUUGGUCUGGACCUGACCUUCAUCAUUCAUGCCCUGCUAGUGAAGGAUAUCAAAGGUGCUUUGCAAAGCUACAAGGAUAUCAUCAUUGAGGCCACGAAGCAUCGCAACUCUGAGGAGAUGUGGAGGAGAAUGAACCUGAUGACCCCAGAAGCUCUAGGCAGACUUAGAGAGGAGAUGAGGAGCUGUGGUGUGACCACUUUUGAGCAGUACACGGGCGAUGACUGUUGGGUGAAUCUCAGCUACACUGUGGUGGCCUUCACCAAACAGACGAUGGCCUUUUUGGAGGAAGCUCUCAAACUGUACUUCCCAGAGCUCCAUAUGGUCCUGCUGGAAAGCCUAGUAGAGAUCAUCCUUGUGGCUGUCCAGCAUGUUGAUUACAGCUUACGGUGCGAACAGGACCCUGAGAAGAAAGCAUUUAUCCGGCAGAAUGCAUCUUUCCUGUAUGAAACUGUCCUUCCUGUCGUGGAGAAGAGGUUUGAGGAAGGCGUUGGAAAGCCAGCAAAGCAACUGCAAGAGCUGAGGAAUGCUUCAAGACUCAUGCGUGUUAAUCCUGAAAGUACCACCUCCGUGGUGUGAAAUGCAAUGCCUUGGUUCUUUUCAUAGAAAAUGUUGUGUAUACUGUAUACCUAAUAUAUGUAUGUAUGCAUAUAUGUCUGUUUUCCAAAUCUCUGAUACCAACAGAGUCCAUUAAUACUCACUUUAGCUAAUUAUGACUUGCAAGUAAAUUGGAGGGCAAAGAAAAAGGGAUAAAAAUAAAAGCAAGUACUGUAGUUGGGAAGCCACAUACAGCAGAGUCUCUGUGAAGGUCUGGUUGUGGCAUUCUAGGUUAAGGAGAUUACCUGGGGCUGCUAAUGAAAUAUUCACAAAUCUCAUUAAUAUGAUAAAGAAUACUUUUAACAAGAGUUAGCUGGCUUUUCAGAAAAAUAAAUGACAGGAUAUCUCCGGUGGUUCUGUUUACUGAAAAGUUAGAACAUGCAGCAGUUGUAGGGAAAAUAAAAGACAGUCUUGAAAAAAGACUGUAAACUGCAAGUGUCAGAAAGAUCUGGCUUAAACAUUAUUUUGCAAGUUAAAACCUGACACGAACAUGGAAUACCCUGUUCUACUAAUAGCAAUUCUAGCAUGUAUUACCACUUCUUAUCAAGGACAAAUACUGUUAGAAUUGUAAGGCACAUGAAUCAAAUAUGUUUUCUGCCUGAUUUGAGGUAGAUGAGAAUUACAUUGAAUGAAUGCAAGUGAAAAGGGGCUGAGGGUGUGUUUGUGUACACAAGAAAGUGAUGUAGCCACUUGGAUAUUUCAUUGCAGCUUUGCCACAGCAGUCUCUGUAAUCAAAGAUCCAAAAAUUUGCUAUUAUAUCCUAAAAGCAGCAUUGAGCUGUGGGAGGUGCUGUGUUAGAAAGUACAGAAGACAUGACUGCCUUCACAGUUCUGUUGCACACAUCUUUGGACUACAACCAGUGGUACUAAUUGAAGGAAGAGUAUAUAACUGCAAAAUUGUUUGCUUACGUAAGCAUCAAGGAAUGAUAGCUUGAAAACAUCUGUGAGGGUAGUUUUACAUACUGCCUAAUCAGCCUAAUAGAGGAACUCCAGGGAUCUUUUAUAACUAACUAGCAGCUUUGGGCUUACUACAAAUGGGAACUAGGCUUUGGGGAAUAGAGGCACACGUGGGGUGAAGGAGUAAACAUGAAAAGAACUACGCUAUGUCAAGGCCUAACCACAGCACCCCUACCUUUAGCUCUGCAUAAAGGUGCAAUGUUGGUAGAGGGUGUUCUUUUCUUUUAAAAGUAAGUUGGGCUGUCUGCAAGCCUCAUCCUGCCUACUAGAGGAUGAAAUUCCUACCAUGCUGCAGUACUAUUGCAUUGUACCCGAUAUGUUGUCAUUGUACCAGAAUUAAUGACACCGAGGGGCAUCUUCCAGUUGGUUAUAAAAAGAGCCUUCUGGCCAGUGUUCUUCAACAAACUGUAAAAUGAAAUGUGUGGCUUAUUGGCUGGAAGUGUUAACAGCCUUAAUUCACAACUGUGGUCUUUAGAAACUGUGGAAAUAUUUUACCCCUGCUCGUGAGAAUUAGCUUCACCUUCAAAACGGCUGCAGAUAGAAUUAACUCUGAACAGAGUACAAACAAGUUGCCCCAGAACAAAGAGAUGGGAAAUCUCUCUGUCUCUCUCUCUCCCUCUCUUGUCCCAAAUUCCACAAAUGUUUGGUCGAAACAGCUGUUUGUGGGGCGAAUUGCAUCUUCCUAGAAGUCGGAAGAUUUUCUCCCUUGCUGGCCGUGGCUCAAAAGCAACCAUGCUCCCCAAAGUAGCUGAGUUUGUCCAUCUUUGCCCUCCAAAGGAAAAUGCUUUAGGGCAGUGGUUCCCAAACUGGGAGCCUCCAGAUGUUGAUGAACUACAGCUCCCAUCAUCCCCAGCCACAAUACAUUGUAGCCUGGGCUGAUGGGAGUUAUAGUUCAGCAACAUCUGGAGGCUCCCAGUCUGGGAACCCCUGCUUUAGGGAUGGGAACCACAUCACUCGCAUGUGCACUGAUGGAAUAUGUACGUUUGCACUAAAGGAGAUUGGGUGGAAGCAGGAAUGGCCCUUCAACGGCCUAAGUGGUCCUACCAUUUAAGUCAUGGACAAGUGUCUCAUCGGGAGGCUGCUUGAGAUGGGCCUAGAAAAUUAUGUUUAGUGGGUGGCUUUGUAUAGCUGAACAACACUAAAUAGUUUGUGUGUUUUGUAAUUCAUGGUUUUAUUUAGGUCAUGCCUGAGAAUGUAUGGAGGCCAAAUUCUUUAUGAAUGAGAACAAUGAUAUAUGCUUAAACUUGCAGACAGCCUUUGUAUGUUUGCUCAAAUAACUAUGGAUUAAAAUAAGUGUGUCCUGAAAAUAUUUUUAAAUGAUGCUUUUGUUUGUCUAAGUCUGUGCAUGUGAGAAUGAGCCUUAAAAGUUUUUAUUAUUAUUUUUAUUUAAUCAGGUGCAGUGAUGUAGCUUUUUUCAUUAAACCUGAUUUUUAAAUCAGA
Hemicordylus capensis (graceful crag lizard) is the source of this 4820-nucleotide messenger RNA. RefSeq names its product exocyst complex component 8. The coding region runs from base 169 to 2406 and encodes 745 amino acids. Gene Ontology annotation, biological process: intracellular protein localization; Golgi to plasma membrane transport; exocytosis. Gene Ontology annotation, cellular component: exocyst. NCBI's taxonomy places the organism in Eukaryota, Metazoa, Chordata, Lepidosauria, Squamata, Cordylidae. The transcript has 2 exons. The record is from RefSeq and is a predicted model, not a curated record.